Messenger RNA from Xyrichtys novacula (pearly razorfish), 11505 nucleotides. The record is from the annotation of a GenBank genome assembly. NCBI's taxonomy places the organism in Eukaryota, Metazoa, Chordata, Actinopteri, Labriformes, Labridae.
AUGGUUGUCCUGAGGAUUAGAAAUGCACACAAAAGGAAAUAUGCUCUUAUCAGCCUGUUCAUUGUUGGCAUCAUUAUGUACAGAUAUCUCGGGUAAGUAAUGUUUCUUGAUACUUUUGAAUACUAUGAAUACCAUAUGAGCUGUUUUGCAACUUGAACUAGAUGUAGUACUUUAGUACUGCAAAAUAAAACACACUUAAUGUUCAUUAAGCUGCAUUUCUCUUUAGGGACAGAGAUACAGUGUGUUAAACUUCACUCAAGCAAGAAUUUUAUCUAUGUAGCAAUAUUAUUUUUGUUAUUUUAUUUGAUAAUGCUAUAAUGAAGUUUAAAAAAUGAUCGUCACUUACCGUAAGGCUUAAGAGUUGUUUAAAAAAUUACAUCUUUGAUUAAAAGGAAGAGAAAGAUCAAAAUGCAUAACUGCAGCACAAUGAGUUUAGAAGAAAAAAUACAUUUUUAGCAACAAAAUAAAAACAUAGUGUGCUUAAGUUGUGCGUUGAUCAGUAUUUUGUCUGUUGAUUUGAAUGUAUCCAUGCACUGUUGUGGUUUUGUUUGCCUACAAAAGACUUUCAAAUUCCUGUCAGGCACAUCAUGUGGUCAUACAGGCACAAUAGCCAGUGUGCUGCAUAAUGUGAGUGUGACACAAACUACACCUCUUGUUCCAGCAUGCCAGCAGGGGGACGCAAAAUGAGCAGGAAGGUGGGCCUGAGUGCCAACUCGACUCAGUUCACCUUGGAUGGAGAACCUUUCUGCAUCCUGGGGGGGUCAGUCCACUAUUUCCGGGUGCCGAGGGCCUACUGGAGGGACCGGCUGAUGAAGAUGAAGGCCUGUGGACUCAACACCCUCACUACGUAUGAAAACAAAUAUGGAUGUAUUUUGGGUCACAGUAUCAUGUGAUAAUCCGUAACAUAUCUGUGAUCCUAAAACAGAAUAAGCAUGAUUCUGUUUUUGUUUCUAAAAAUAAAUCAGAGAAAUUUGUCAAUAUUCAUUUCAAAAGAAAAAACAAAACAAAAAGAAAAGACAAAUUUUUAUUUGCUUUUGUGUUUUCAUUCAGAAGGUAAAACAGCGUUUCUGUUUUUGGCACGUAAACAAAAAUCACAAUUACAGUUAUUUCACAUUCACUCUAAUUCUGAAUAUUCACAAAAACCUUCCUGAAUCUCAAUCUUUGCAGGUUUGUGCCAUGGAGUCUGCAUCAGCCAGAGAGAGGGGUCUUUAACUUCCACACACAGCUGGAUUUAGAGUGAGUAGUUUCAGUCCUUUGUGUCCUGAGUACAAAGUAGACGCCCAUAUGAUCACUACACAGUUUACUACUUCAAGGAGUUUAGCCUGAGAGCCCGAGUGCAACUUAAAAAUGUCCAUAAUGUCCACAAUCCAUCAUUGUGUCAGUCUCAAGAAAAUCAAUUUUAGUCAAUAUAUUUUUAGCAUUUUAAAAGCAGAAAAUAUUUGUUAGUAUCAGCUUCCAAAGUGUGGUGAUUUGCUGCUUGUCUUGACUUCUAUGACAGUGUGUUUUUAGGUUUGGAUUGUUGGUUAGAUAAAACAAGUCAUUUGUAGAAUGAGGAAAUAGGAAUGAGCGGAACAGUAAGAAUCAGUUGGAAAUUAAAUCCAAACAAAUAUCCAAAAAUGAGAGCGUAAGGAUAAAAUAAACUAUUUUUUUGUAAAUAUGUGGCUAAUACCUAAAGCACAGGAUCAACUGUAUCAUAGAUUUAAACAGUCAGUAAAAUAAUUUUUUUGGAUUUUGAAAUUAAGCCGAAUUCCAUAGAUUUGGGGCUCUAAGUGAAAUGUAAAAAAAAAGAAAAUUUCAUGGUUUGCAAAUCAUUUGCGGUCUAUAUUUAACAACAAAAAAAGAGAAAACCAAUACUGAAUGGCUGAGAUCUUUAUCCACUUACGUGUCACUGCAUCUAAAACAGAUGUGACUCUGUAGUGGAAAUCACUGUAUAGGCUCAUAAUUACAUCUGAAAACAAUGACCUGUGAACAAAGCUGCUUGCGGCAUCCUCAAAUGCAUAUCAAAGCUGUUUUGUAGAAACAGGUGGUCAUGUGGUGACAAUUUCUAGCGCACAUUAAGACUGUGUGGACCACAGAAACAAAGCGCAAUACUCUCUAUAAACCAAAUAUGAAACUUAAAUACUGUGUGAAACAAACAUUAUGUGACCUUUCUGGUUGCCCUGACAAUGCUAUCUGCUCUCAGGUGUGUUGGGAAAAUUCUCUCUUUGUCCUCAUCGUCUAAUCCCUCAGUACUCAGGGGGGGGGGGUCUUAAGGGAGAGAGGUCCCACCUGACAACAGCAAUACCUCCCAAACAACAACAACACACUGAGCAAUUAACAACACAGCAGUGAUAAAUGAAGAGGGAUGACACGCCUCAGUCUGCUGCUGAUGUUUCCAAAUACACUGAACCCAUUUCACCUCAAACAGCAGGGUAUUGCUCCACCAAACUUUGUGUUUUUACAGGUACAAACUGCUUAAUUACCCUACACUCUGAUCAUGUUUCAGGGCCUACAUCAACCUUGCUGCUGAAUUGGGCCUUUGGGUGAUUUUACGUCCAGGACCCUACAUUUCCUCUGAGCUGGACCUCGGGGGACUGCCAAGGUUUGUAAUCCUGACACACAACCAUAGAAGGACAUUUUUUUAUCUGUUUUAUUCAUAUCUGAACUAUUGUGUACCCAGUUUGUCACUAGCCAACCAUAACACGUUGAAACAGCUUCAAAACAGAUCAAAACACCAGCUUAAAAAGAUUCAAAGCACUCCUCUCAAGGGAUACCAGAUUUGGGUACAAUUGGAUGAACUUUCACUCAAACUGAGACUCACCAGACACUCAUAAUCAGCUCCUCCAGAACUGAACCAAGAAAUGACUGUGGGACUAACAAAAUAUGUAAACUUCUUCUCAAACUGAGGCUCACCAGACACUCAUAAUCAGCUUCCCAGGAACUGAACCAAGAAAUGACUGUGGGACUAAUGAAAUAUGUGAACUUCUGCUCGUUACACACGCACAAACUCACAAAUGUUGAGUUAACCUAUUUGUUCUCUGAUGAUGUGAGACAAUGGCCAGCUUCUUGGUAUUUCCAAUGAGGCCAGUGCUUAGGGAUAGAUGACUUCCAGCUAAGACUCCCAGUCCAACCAGUAACUGGAGACACAAUGGCGUGUUCAGAUCAGAAGAAAGUCAAAUUUCUCCCUUUGUCUAUCUGUCUCUCUGCAAAAUAAAUGCUGUUAUUUAUUAUUUCAUAACAUUAUCUAAAGAAGCACCUGAAUAUCUGUGUCUGGUGAGUCUCACUUUCUUUGUAAAGUGGUUACACUGUCACAUAUCAAGAACAAGAUCAGUGAUAAGAAGUAUUUGUCCACAGGGGGGCGCAAAAUUAACACAAAAAAAGUCACCCACGGGAGCUUUAACCAGAUCAAAUGAAAACAUACAGAAAAAAAAAAAAAAAGGAAAAACACACAACUCAAUUUAACUAAUAUUCAAACCCAAGUCUAAACUGUUUUGCACAAAUGGCUCAAAAGCAGGAACUAGAGUCUUGCGCAUUGUCCAUAAUUAUCCUCUGUACCCGUGUUCCUGCAGUUGUUUAUCUUGAGUGAAAACCUCUCAUCCUGUCACUUUCACACAGCUGGCUCCUCAGAGACAGCAGCAUCAGGCUGAGGACAACGCACCCCGGCUUUGUUGAGGGUGUCAAUAUUUUCUUUGACAAACUCAUUCCAAAAGUGGUUCCUCUUCAGGUAAAUGCUUGUGACUGAUGUUCAAAAAGGAGAUUUUUGUAGCAGCAAAUUUUUGAUUAGACAUUUAAAAAAAUGUCUAUUUCAGUUCAAGAAAGGAGGACCCAUAAUUGCAGUGCAGGUGGAAAACGAAUAUGGAUCUCAUGCAAAAGAUGAAGGUUACAUGAAUUUCAUCAAAGAGGUAGACACAGAUUUUACUCUCCAUUGAAACUUUUCUUCAUAAAAUGACCAUCUUUAUUAACUGUAUUUAUCAUCUGUUUUAUUUUGAAAGGCUUUGCAGUCCAGAGGGAUCAGUGAGCUCUUGUUCACAUCAGACAACCACAACACAUUAAAGUCAGGAGGUGUGGAUGGAGGUACAGGGAUUUAAACACAGAGAAAAAUAUGCUCAUUUACACCCACAGACACCCACAGCUCACCUCUGUGUUCAUGUGUCGCAGCGAUCAGAUCAGUGAAGCUGCAGAAGCUGAAUCGGAGAGACAUCCAGGAUCUGACUGCUCUCCAGGUGUGUAUUAAGUUUUCCUAUCCAAUCUGUCACUCUGAGCUUGUGUGAUGUCUUUGUUUUCUCUGUACUGUUUCCAGCCCAACAGCCCUACCAUGGUGAUGGACUACUGGACCGGCUGGUAUGAUGUGUGGGGUGAGCUGCACCAUGUGCUCCCUCCAGAAGGUAAAGAAGGCUCUACUCUUUAGUCUGUGGGGAUCAAUUCUACACCUUUUGAUGAGAUAAUUGAUUGGCAGAGACGUCCCUGGUUGUUGUUUUCUGUAUGCAUUAUUCUAUGAAACACCUAAAAGAAUAUGAAGGGAAAAAGUGAUGUUGAACUCAAGACACUUAAACAGGAUUUUGCAAAAGCUUUAGAAAAUUUUACCAGGGCCCUGAAGGUCAAUGGCACAAAUGUUUAAGUGAGACAGAAAAUUAUUAUUAUUAUUAUUAUUAUUAUUAUUAUUAUUAUUAAUAAUAAUAAUAAUGAAUAAGAAAAUGUCUAAUUUCAAGAACUUGACAAUUAAAAUUUUCCAUUAUUCCACUGGCAUAUAUAUUUCCACUCCUUACAAGCAGCCCAGCUCUUACGUUUUGGCUUGUGAUAUCCUGAAUAAAGACAUUUUUCUGGACUUUUCAGGUGAAUAUCACCUUAAUUAAGCCAAUUUACAACUUUAUGAGAAAUAUAAUGUAAAAUCUUUAAUGUUCUUCUGAUGACUUUUUGAUUGUCAUUUCUAUUUUAACAUUUUGUGAAAUUGUAUUACAAAUGUUCUUUGGAGUGCUGUCAUGGGCUCAAAGUAAACAAAUCAGUUCAAUCAGGGGACUUCAUAUCUUUCCUUUUUUAAACCUCACUUGCGAUGUUUAAUCUCAUGUCACUUUGCUAAAUAAACACAUCCACUCUUUUCCCAUGUGCUAAUGGUACCUAUUUAUUUACCAAGUGCUUUGUCUUUUGCAUAAUGAAUGCCAGCUGCACACCAACAAUGUAAAUGUGGAUGCAAAUGUGAGAGCCAGGUGCAACCUACUUUUGUUCGAGCACCGACAGCUCCUGAUAAUGAGUGUCAGAGAGGUUUUCAUGAAGUCUUUUAUUAAUCUAAAGUUGUUAAGAGAGAAACUGUUGAUCUCUUUGUCAGACAUGGUUUCCACAGUGAGAGAAAUCCUAAGGCGAGGCAUAUCAGUGAACCUUUACAUGUUUCACGGAGGAUCCAGUUUCGGCUUCAUGAGUGGAGCUCUAGCUCAUCCUUCGUACAGAGCUUUAGUCCCCAGCUACGGUAAACAAAGCAGCUGCGACUUUGAUGCAAAUUUACAGAGAUUCCAUUAAAACGAGAAGACACUGUCACACUGGAUGGUCAGCACUGACUCUGACAGCCAGCAGGUGGCAGUACAUGACGGUUAAUCUAUAUUACAUAGUUUUGUUUUCCAGAUUAUGAUGCUCCUUUGUCUGAAGAUGGAGAAUACACACCAAAGUAUCACCUCCUGAGAGAUUUACUCUCCAGAUAUAACAGUAAGUUAAACAUUAAACUGCUAUCAAUGUAUUUGAUACUCACCACUGUAAGAGAGAGCACUACCACAGGUCCUUCAUUAAGACUCAGCCUGCACAACAAACCCUGACACAGUGUGAUGCAUGAUCUCCCCUGUUACCAUCAUCCAUCAGUCAUAACAUUUACACCUAUUACACUGAUUCAUUUGAUCACGCAUUAUUUAUUUCCACAGAUUAAUGCAAAUUUAUCUUUGCUGUUGGUUGAUUUGGUUAGUCUCCUUACAUUAAACAUUGGUGACGUAUGUAGUAUUAGUAUAUUUAGCAUUAUUUAGCAGAAUGAGCUGUGUAAAAACUGAACACGAUGUUUAUUUUUAUGCCUUAAUAUGUCUGUAUCACCUGAAUAAAAACUUAUAUUGUUUUAAAAUGAGCCUUUUACAUCUAUAGAGGGGCAGUUCUCUCUGCAAAGAGGCUGCAAUCUCACACUGCCAAGUUUUACUGGAGAUAAGCUUGUAUGCUGUUAUAAAUUCAGAAAGGCUUGGGUAAUUAGAUGGACAUGGAUUUUGUUUACAUCUAAAUAUGCUCUUUAUCAUUCAGAAUAUUAGAUAGAGAGAAUCAAAUGUUAUUUAAAUGCUUCAUUGAUACAGCAUGCAGGCCUUUCCCUUCUAGGUUCAUCCAAAGAGAUUGUGGCUUCAUUUCAAUCAAACCCCUGCGACGUUAAUCAAAAUAACAUCUCUUGUUGUUGGAUGUGUUCAUUUCUUUCAGUUACAAAUGCAUCAGCCUAAAGUUGCUUCAUUGAAUCUGUUCACCAGAUAUUGUGGAUUUAGUCUCUUCAUUCUCAGGCAAUGGACUGUACACCAGUGGUGUAGCAUUUUUACGUAAGGGGAGGAGGCGUUGUUAGUCUGCCAGUGAAAGCCUUGUGUCUCAAAGUUGGAUUUCUUUUAAAACACCACAAACUUAACAUCAUAGCUGAGCUCAAACCCUUUUGUUUUGAACUGUGUAAGUUAAUUUCCUCUGCUUAAAGAACCCAGCUGUAGUUAAUUAUUCCUUAUAUGGGUUGCUGUCGUGAGUAAACCCUUCGUGUGGGCUCAAUAAAGUAAAUAUAUUGUGUUGUCUCAUCUCUUAUCUCAUGUGAAUGCACUGAUCUCUCAUCCUGUUCUUGUUUGUGCAGAAGGAGAAAGUUUCCCCGACAUGCCAGCUCUACAUUACAGAGAGUCUUAUGAGCCGGCCAUCAUGUACCAGCACCUGUCCUUAUGGGACGCUCUGAGCUUCACUGAGGGAGUAUGUUUAUGUAAGAUUAUCUGUUGUCUGUGUGUCUGAUGAUAAUAUUCAUGCUUAUCAAUCAAGGAGGUCCACUCAUUUAUUUGUUUGUUUUUAUUUCCUGCAGCCAUUUAAGUCUCCAGUGCCAGUGAGCAUGGAGAACCUACCUGUGAACAACAAGAACGGGCAGUCCUAUGGGUACACUCUGUAUGAGACCACCAUCACCAGAGGGGGGCUGUUGAAGUCUGGAGACAACGUCAGAGACCGAGCUCUGGUGAGUUCAUGCUGGCUUAUGCAAUAUCCAUUUCACAGAUCAUAAUCCCUGAUAUAUUUAAAGGGGGUCACAGUAAAAACCAUCAAUAAAUGACACACGUGAAAGAUAAAAUUUUGAUAUUUGACGUGACAGACUGACUGCACAUUAUUACCACCUGCUGGUCUGACAUGGUUAUGUGGUCCUUUUCAAAUUUUCAUGAACACCUCUGUGUGGAAACUGUUUUCCUCUUUUAAAUCUGGGGAAAAACUCUGUUGUUCAAUAAAUCUAUUAACCUGUGAAUGUAGUCUUAAAUUUGCAUACCUGCAAGUGUGAAUGAACUACACAUUUUAUAACACAACAAUGUGAAAUAAAUUUGUAAUGUUACUGGUAUCAGCCACCAGGAGUAGCUGACUAUUUUUAAAGUGUUAGCUAAAUAAAAAACUCAAACUUGCUUACCUAAUAAACUGUAUGUUUUUGUAUGAAAGUGUUUAUUUAUUUAUUUUUUCCAUUUGAUUGCCAAAAGUGUAUUUUUGUAAACUGUCUAAUAUAUUUUUAUAAUACAGGAUAAACUUCUGUAUUUUCUUAAGUUACUGCAUAAAUACUCAGAAUUAUUCUCAUAAGAAAUGUUUCAAUCUCUCAUUGUAUCUUGUUGUUAAAUUAGUAACAGUGAGAACAAAUAUUUUGCCCCUAAAGUGAAAAAAUGUGAGUGACUUUUACAAGGUCUAAGCUGUAAUGCCCAAACACCUGAGAAAGAUAUUGCAGGACAUGCUGCACAUAAAAGCUGUGAAGAAAAGAUGAUUGUGUGUGAAAUGUGCAAACUUUAAGUCACCUUAAACAUUUUACUACACUGAAGCGGAGCUGAACGCACAACAAUACAAUUAGUUUGACAGCAUCAUUUUUCACAGGUGUUUGUGGACAGAAGCUACAUCGGCCUUUUCAAGCGUAAAAGUCUGGAGCUGGCGGUUCCUGAUGGUAAGGUACGGCAUCAUGUUUGACGAUGAAAGCAAAUGACCAAAAAACAAACAUAAAUUCACAGUAAUCUGAUGUGAUAGAUACUGAAGUGUUGGCUGUAAAACUUGUCAAAGACAUAACAGCUAUCACUCCAUGCAGGGACGGCGCACUUUGAGUUUAUUGGUGGAAAACUGUGGGCGAGUUCAUCAGGGAAAAGACCUUGACAAACAACAUAAAGGUGAUUGACAGACAAUAUGCAGUUCAUUGCUACGCCUGCUAAUAAACCACUCUGGCUCUAAGAGUUCAGUGAAUGAGCCAGUUUUGAUUUGUGUUCUUGCAGGCCUUGUGGGAGAUAUCUUAUUAAACAAUAUCCCCUUGCGAGAUUUUAUAAUAUACAGCCUGGAUAUGAAACCCAGCUUUAUUGAUAGGUUUGUUUGCUUUAUUAAAUUUAAGACAGCGCAUAUCACUUUCAUUUUGCUGUAAUACUGUGUGUGAAGUGGAUGUCUUAUUUCAGUCUCUAUCAGGCUCCUUGGAAAACUUUACCUGAAAACCCAAGUUUUCCUGGGUUUUUCAUGGGGAGGCUUUUUGCAUAUGGAUAUCCAAGUGACACAUUUGUUAAACUCCCAGUAAGUCAAAUAAUAUAUGUACAAAAUGUUCCUGGUGUUUGAUUUAGUAAUACUAAAUUUUGCAUUGUAAAGAAAAUACAAUGGUCUCUGUGUUUGUCUACAGGGCUGGGAGAAAGGUGUUGUUUUCAUAAACGGGCUAAAUCUGGGUCGCUACUGGUCCAUCGGCCCCCAGCAGGCCCUCUACCUCCCUGGUCCUUUUCUUAACAGUGGGAUAAAUCAGGUACAGCGAAGCACAAACUUUAUUUAUGAGGAUUUUGUUUGUUUGUUUUCCUAAUGCCAAAAGUUAGUUGAGUAUGUGUGUUCGAGUGUACCAUGGAGGAGUCUCUUGAUAAGUGAAGCCUGCAUUGGGUUUCUGUAUGUUGAUAUGCAGUGUUUAAUUUGGCAACUAAUUUGGAUGUUUUUUUUUGUCUUUUGAUGAAAAUUCCUAUCAAAUUCAGUUACUCUGUAAUCUUUUUUGCUCCUAUAGAUUUACAUGAUUUACAUGACCGAAACUCCAAAUAUUUUCUAGUUUUAGUCAAUCAAAACUCAUUACAUGGUAGCCACAUCUACCAUUGUCAAGGGACUUGAGUGGGCACAUUGAUACAUUCUAUUCAGUGGAAGAACAUCCAGUGGGCGCUUUGCUAAGAUUUUAUCAACAGCAAGGGCAUUCACAGGACACAUAACUACAUUUUGACCACUGGAAGAGAAUCAAGAGGGCGCUUCAUUUACAUUUGAACCACUUCAAAGGCAUCUAGUGGGUGCUCGAGUAACAUUUUAACCACUGGAAAUGCAUCAGUGGGCACUUAAUUUAAUUUUUGACCACAAGAGGGGCAUCAAGAGGGCAGUUUUUACAUUAGAGCCAGUAAAAGAACAUUUAGAAGGCACUUUGUUUAAUUUUAAUCACUGGAUGGUCCUUUAGAGGGUACUUUAUUUACAAUUUAUCCAUCAGAAGAUCAUCAAAAGGGCAACUGACUAUUAUUUAAACAACUGUAAGGACAUCUAAAGGCCCCUUUAUUUGAAUUUUAACCACUAGAAGACCACCUAGAGGGCACUUUAUAUAAAUGAAAACAACUGGAAGGGCUUCUAGUUGCACUUAUUCUACAUUUUUUUUACUACAAGGUUGGCAUCUUAAGGGCUAUUGGUUUACAUUUUAAUCACUGGAAGGUGAUCUUAUAGGCACUUCAUGAACAUUUAAACCACAUGAAGGGCAUCUACAGGGCACUUCAUUUACAAUUUAACACAAGAAGAGCAUCUUAAGUGUACUUUAUUUACACUUUCAUCUUUACAAGGACAUUCAGCAGACAUGUCUUUAUAUAUUCAAACCACUUAAAGGCUUCCAGAUAGCACUUGUUUGAUAUUUUAUCCACUGGGAUAGUGUUCAAUGGGCACUUAGUUUACAUUUGAUCAACCAUGAGGGCAUUCAUAGGGUGCAUUAUUCCAUUUUAAUCACCAAAGGGGCAUCUAACAGGGGCAGUUUAGUUACAUUAUAUCCACUGGUAAAGCAUUUAGAGGGCAUUUUCUUUAGAUUCUAUCCUCUGUAAAGGCACCAUAGAGAACAUUUUACGAUUUUUUCUACAGUGACUUCCAAAAUGCUUUUGUAGCUUUGUGGCGACAUAAGUACUCAUUUUUACAGACUUGCUUUUAUGUGAUGCUGUCUUUUACCUUUUUUCUCCUUUUUAAAUCUCUUUUACCUCUAUCUUAUUUCGACUUACUAUCCUUUUAGCCUUGGUUUUACUUAUAAUCUUUUCUUAUUUUAACUUUUAGGUCCUUUAUUGAUUUUAAUGUUUUUUUUUCCUGUUCAUUUUUAUUAUUCCAUUUUAUCAUUAAUAUUACCAUCAUUAUUAUUUUAUUAUGAUUGUAUUAUCAUUAUUAAUAUCCUCUUUUAUACUUACUAUCCGAUCCUUACUUAUACUUACUAUCCUGUUUCUUACUUUCUGCCCUCCUUUUCUAUUUCAUUCUUCUUCUUACCUAUUUUAUGUAUUUAUGUUGGUCCUCAUGGUCUCAUUUUAUGUUGUAGGGUUCUUGUAUUGCCUGGGUUUCUUAUGAAAAAUGAAAUUGGCCUUCAAUUCAGAGGCCUUGUUUUUAACAGAGCUUUUGUUUUUAAUUUUCAUGUGCUGAUGUUCUGUGCUUGCAACUAUUGUCAAAACACUUUGUAAACUUCUGUUUUUUAAAAGUGCUAUAUAAAUAAAGUUAUUAUUAUUAUAAGUAAGCAGGGGCUCAUGUUGAUCAAGCCGAUACUAAAAAUUGUCUUUAAGAAAAAAAAAUACUCUCAUAGCGACCCCUACAUGAAUUAAGACGGAAAAAACCUGUUGCUCAUUUCACUCUCUGAACAGAUGCAUGAGUAACAGCAUGUUUAGAAAUUAAUGAGCUUUACAUCUGUUUCUGGACACAAUGAAGUAUAUUUUUGGAAAGAACCAGGCCAACUUUAUUUUCUAGUCUUUGUGCUCUGCUAGGUAAACGAUUCACCAGCUCCAAGCUUAUUCAUAGAGAACAUGCAAAUUAUUUACAACUCAUUUCUCGCAAGAAAAGAAAUAAUUUCCAAAAAGUACUGGAACAUUAUGAUUUAAAAAAAAAAUCCUCACAGAAGAGUUACUCAGAAGAUAAAUCUUUACUUUCAUUUACUUCAAAAACUUUCAGCUGUUCAUGGUUAUGUCUCAAGGCUGUAACUCCCACUUUUUCUCUGUCUUUGUUUUCUCUGGUUAGGUUGUUUUAUUUGAGGAGCAGGAGGGCGACUACAAGGUCCACUUUGAAGACACACCUGACCUCGGCAUGGCAGCAGACAUUCAGUGA